UACGUACAAAGGCACGUUGGGUCGGAAUUGGCGGGUUGCUGGAGCGAUCGUGUAACGUUACCUUUUGUCUGACCAUCCAGAUAACCUCGAUAAAACAAUAGCAAACUCUUUCUCCAGUCGACAGAUUUCAAACGUUUGUCGACACUUAAAGCCGGUCUAGCUGCACUGAGUCACCUUAUUCGGUGUUAUUUCGCCCUUAAUUCGGUAAAUCACAGAAACUGUUGGUAGGUUUCUGAUCGGAUCCAGGUCAACAUGGAGAAGUGGCGAGCACGCUUCUGCAGCAUUAGCCAGCAGGCUAGGCGGUGUCUCGCUUUUAACGGCCGUUUUAGCACGGUUGACGCUGACCAGGAAGCGGAAGGUUUCACAGAGCCUCCGCCCCGUCGACGAGCAUGAGCCAACCUACAGACACCGCUAGUGAUGCUCCCAGCGUCACCGCAGACAGCAAGCUGGCGGCCACAGCUGGGAAGAAGCAGACCAAGAAGAAGAUGGAGGAGGUGGUAGAAGAGGAAGAGGAAGAAUAUGUGGUGGAGAAGGUUCUGGACAGACGUGUGGUGAAGGGCAGAGUGGAGUUCCUUCUCAAGUGGAAGGGCUUCUCGGAUGAAGACAACACAUGGGAACCAGAGGACAACCUGGACUGUCCUGAUCUCAUUGCAGAGUACAUGCAAAAACACAAGUUAAAUGAAAAGAAAGAGACUGUUGGAAAGAGGAAAGGAGAAUCUGACACAGAUGGUGGGGAAGACAGCCGGCCCAAAAAGAGGAAAGAUGAGCAAGAAAAGCUGAGGGGCUUUGCACGGGGAUUAGAGCCAGAACGCAUCAUUGGAGCCACAGAUUCCAGCGGCGAGCUCAUGUUUCUAAUGAAAUGGAAAAACUCUGACGAGGCAGAUCUUGUUCCAGCCAAAGAGGCCAAUGUGAAGUGCCCACAGGUGGUCAUCUCAUUCUAUGAAGAGCGACUAACAUGGCACUCUUACCCUUCUGAGGAAGAAGAGAAGAAAGAUGACAAGAACUAGGCCUGUGAGGGGGAACGAGAGAGGUGGCAAGUCAGGGGCAGUGUUAGACUAGUCUGGGUGGGUUGGGGGUACUAGGGCUAAUGGGCAGUUCAAAGACGGGAAAUCAGACACCCAAAAACUCUCUUACUCUCAAUGCCAUAAAACUUGGACUCAAAAUAUAUUCAGAGCAAGACAUGCAGACGUGGAGUCCUCUUUAGUGGGCAAAAGUGAAUGUUAGUAAGAAUGCUGACCACCGUAACACGGGAUCGCUGUAUUUCUUUACUUCUCUUUCUGUUGGAUUAUGGGAAAUGGGGGUAUAUAUAUAUAUGCUGCAGUAGUUGCUCAGUCAUUCCCAGAUCAUAAAAAGCUGGCCAACGUUUGAUGAGGUAUAUACUGAACGCAAUGGAUCCUGUGUGCACAUCCUUGUACCUUCUAUAUUUUUCUGAUGAGAGAUUUAAAAGCUAUUUCAGUCUAAAUCAGAACGUGUCACUGUGUAAUGUGCUGCCCUAAGUUAAAACAGUAAGUACACAACACUUAAAACUGUAAAACAAAUUGUCAUUUUGAGUGCAUUGUUUCAUUUGAUACGGAGCAUGGUUUGUUCAUAUCUCAGUUUUGAGUGUGUGUAGUUACGGUGUUUUGUCUUUGUUAAGCGGUAUGACCGAACUUCUUAAGCCUCCUUUUUCUUUUCCAUCUCAUUUGUUGAGACGUCAUUUGUGUAAAUACAUUCGUCAAAGCUGUUGUCACCUUAUCAGUGAGCAAAAUGCUGUGUAUUGCAGUUUUGCUGUUUUAGCAGUGUUUCUCGAUUUCUAUUCACCAUGUAUACAGUAUUCUUCUCAUCUUUUAUGUGGUCACCAUUUGAGGAUAUAUAUUGCGUAAAGAUAUAUUCACAAGGAGUUUUUUUUUUUUUAAAUAUAUAAUUCUAUUGUUUAGUAAACUGCAUUUCCCAUAAUCUCAUAUAAACCAUUUUUUAUUUUUACUUGUUAGAUAUCAGUUGCAUUACUGUGUGAAGAAGAUAUAUUCUCUUUAGAUCCCAGCUUCUCAGUCCGAUCUCUCAAGUUUUAUAGGCUGAUCAAGGUAUCACAUAAAUACUUCAGAAAACAUAGAGGAAAAGUCUGACACUUUGCUGCAUUACCCUCUUCUUCGGCGGUGCUCAAGGACUUAAAUAUACUACACAGCUUUAUGAGAUCAUUUUUAUCAUGAACCUACUGUAUGUAAAUGUGUAGUGAAGGUGAAAAUUGACCAUGCUACAGAUGAGGGCUUUUAGUACCUCGUUUGCACCAGCAUAAACAUGUCAAUGUUAGUUUUAAAAUGUUAAAAUAUCUUCAAAACUUUUUUAAAUUGGUUAAAAUAGUGCUAGGAUCACUGGAUACUGUUUUUCUCAAAAUAUGAUAUUGCAAGUGGCAUACACUUCUGCGUACUGGAGGAGACUGAAGUAUAGUUAGCUGUACACAAUCAGUAAUGUGACUGCAUGAUUUUCCUUUCUGAUGUCUGUUUUCUCUAGUGUACUAUUCAAAGCAUGUUACUUUCUUUCAUCUUCACUUUUUCAAUGUUUAUUUGUUCAUUAAAAUAACCCUUUCUUAUUCA
This is a messenger RNA of Carassius auratus (goldfish), 2570 nucleotides long. Its product is annotated as chromobox protein homolog 1-like. The record is from RefSeq and is a predicted model, not a curated record. NCBI's taxonomy places the organism in Eukaryota, Metazoa, Chordata, Actinopteri, Cypriniformes, Cyprinidae. The coding region runs from base 390 to 1007 and encodes 205 amino acids. The transcript has 7 exons. Gene Ontology annotation, cellular component: nucleus.